Molecule: messenger RNA, 352 nt
Organism: Aspergillus saccharolyticus JOP 1030-1
Lineage: Eukaryota; Fungi; Ascomycota; Eurotiomycetes; Eurotiales; Aspergillaceae
Exons: 2
Coding region: 97-315 (72 amino acids)
Source: RefSeq, a predicted model, not a curated record
CCCGUCUGUUUUUUUGUGGAAAUCCAGGGCCAGUUUGGCAGCUGCAACUAGCCGCCGAACACAGUCGAUGAAGGAGGCCCUGAAGGGUCUUCUGUAAUGGCUCCUUCAACCCAAGCCUCCAGCGCAAGCCUAUUCUUGCUGGUGCAAGGGACUUUUGACACGGCCCAUGAGAUCCAAGGCAUUGCCAAGGAGUCGCACAUUGAUCUCGCCUGCGUCACCCCCUUGCCGCAGUGGCCCCUGCCAUCAGAAUAUCGAAAGCUGCAGGGGACGUGGGGUUCUCAGUCUACUCCGUACAGCGCUAAGACAGAUAUGUAGAUGCGUUGGAGCUUGCCGCUGAGGCUGGAGACAUCAU